AUGGCGAGAAAGCAGCGGCAGGCGGCGGCGGGACCUCCGUCAAAUGGAUAUUCAGGGGGCUUCUUUCUGCCUGCUCAGCGCUCCAUGCACUGCCAGGGCGGGUUCUUCUCCUCGGACACUAAACCUUUUUUGGCCAUGCCACCCCCAACCAAACCCAAGACCCCCACCACCUCCCUUCGGAUGGAAAAGCCGGCACCGAUUGAGAGCAAUCAAGCCAGGGAAACCAACCUCCGCAACACCAGCUCAUCGUUGCGACGAGAGAAUCCACGGCAACCAUCGUCUCAUGGCAAAACACAAGCCAAAACUGGUCAUCCUUGUUCUUCUACGUCAAGUCCACAAUGUGAUAUCGAAUCCAAUGUGAAUGCAAAGUUUGUGCUGGCGUUAAAAGAGUUGCGUGAUAUCAAAGGCGAAUACCAAAGAUCUAGACCUUUAACGUCUGGAAUUCCAUCGACGCCAGCACCUCCUGCGGCGGCGGCCCUUCCACCAGAAACCGAAGAGUCGUCGCGGACAAUACCCAUGGGCGAUCACUCGCCAACGAAAAAGCUCAAAAUCGCCGAAACGGUCAUUCGCAAGCUGUACAAGAAAAACUUGGAGCUCGAAAAGGCACUAGUACAAGCGAAAGCGGACAAUCAAAAUCAGGCCCAGCCAGCACCAUACGAGCCAACGUUGGACAAGCCACCCACGAUAGAAAGCGUGCAAGGCAUCGAGUCUCAAAAGGACGAGUACUUAAAGUAUUUGGCCGCAGAGCAAGACAAGACGAUCCAAGAAUUGAAGCGGAAAAUCGAGACUCUCGCCGAUGCACAAGACGCCCGAAACCCAGGCGGCAAAAGUGCAAACUCAACCAAGGCAGCCGCGAUUUCUCGCCUGGAAAAGCGGCUUCAGGAGGCAAUUGGAGAGUCGAGUCGCCAGAAACAAAGCUACAUGAAGCUCAAAAGCGACUACAAACGGCUCCUCUUGCAGCGAACGCGGUCAAUUUCCGGCAGUUCCGAGAUUGACUCCCACGCCCGGGAAUUGCUCGCUUUGAUGGAGAAACGAUUGCUCAAAGUCGAAGACGAGCGAGAGCAGGACAUGGCGCUGUACAACAUGAAAUUAUUUGAAACGGAGCAGCAAAACUGCGACGACUACGUGGCCAAGAAAAUGCUCGAAAACGAAAUGGCCAAAGUGACUACCGACGUCAAGGAGCGCGACAACCUGGACGACCAAAUCGAGAAAUGCAUGUUGGGGGUGUUUGAGCGGCUGCACCAAGUCGAGCAGGAAAACAUCCAGUUGCGAGACUCGAUCAAGGGAAUGCAUCGUCAACGUUAA
Molecule: messenger RNA, 1305 nt
Organism: Aphanomyces astaci
Lineage: Eukaryota; Oomycota; Saprolegniomycetes; Saprolegniales; Verrucalvaceae
Exons: 12
Coding region: 1-1305 (434 amino acids)
Source: RefSeq, a predicted model, not a curated record